UUAGUUAAAUUUGGAUAUCCUCGACAACUUUUCUGUACCAAGAACCUAAAGCACGUCCUACAGAUUAUUUGGAAAUAAAAUAACAUAGAUUGCAAUGGAUACUUCAUUGACCUAUAAAACAUCAGAGGUAACUAUGACACGUAAGACCAGAAAAAUGCUUAAAGAGGAUGUUAUCGCAUCUUUUCUUAAACGGCAUUUGCCUGUUAAGAGACUUGUGACUAAUGAGCAUUCAAUCUCUAGCACACAUAUUUCACUUACUUACGUCAAACGCAAAAAAUCUGACCCAGUUAAACAGAAGAGGCAAAAAACUGCUCAUAAAGAGGUCAAAAGAAGGAAAAUCCUUCCUUUAAAAGGAAAUGAACACAGUUUUGAGAAUUGUAUGUCACUACACCACAUGUGGACACAGUACAUGCAAGAGGUGAUACAGACCAAUAGUUUACAUAGUGAAGGAGCACUUCAAGCUGCAUGCCUCAAGAUUUUGAAGAUGGAUUUGCAUGGAUGCAUUUUGACAGUGUGUCGUUCUAAGUGCCCUUCAUAUGUGGGUCUACAUGGAAUAGUGCUGCAGGAGACAAGGAAUAUGUUUGUUCUUAUCACUUCCCAAGAUGCAAUCAAAAAGGUACCAAAAAUGAACAGCGUGUUUGCCUUCGAGGUAAAUGGGCACAUUUUCACUAUACAUGGCAACCACUUCAAGGUCAAGGCUGCUGAAAGGUCAUCAAGAAAAUUUAAAUCAAAAGCAACAGUUGAUUUGUGAAGUACAUGUGUUUGUUCUGGACAUAAUUCUUUGACAAGAUCUAGUCCCUUGUUUAAAUGAAUUACCUUUAUUUCAAUAAAUUAGUUUCAUCAAGAUAUGUAGUGUUAUAAGUAUUGCAAUUAUAGGUGCCUUGUUUGAAUAGGAUAUACCGAGUGAAAACCAUAAAAGUUAACAGACAACAGACUGCUGUAGCUUAUAACUAAUUAUUUUUUCUACCAGAAUUCCGUCAGUCAUAUAUUUCUUAACCACUUAAAUUCGCCAAAAUGAACUGUGUGAGACUGCUAAUUUGUUGCAGAAUUUUAGAUUGAAUUUGUAUGCAUUUUUCCUGAAAAAAUGCAGCAUGGGAUGAGUCACACAGAAA
Molecule: messenger RNA, 1112 nt
Organism: Pomacea canaliculata
Lineage: Eukaryota; Metazoa; Mollusca; Gastropoda; Architaenioglossa; Ampullariidae
Product: ribonuclease P protein subunit p29-like
Exons: 6
Coding region: 95-751 (218 amino acids)
Biological process (GO): tRNA 5'-leader removal; rRNA processing
Cellular component (GO): ribonuclease P complex; ribonuclease MRP complex
Molecular function (GO): ribonuclease P RNA binding
Source: RefSeq, a predicted model, not a curated record